Molecule: messenger RNA, 2776 nt
Organism: Hippocampus zosterae (dwarf seahorse)
Lineage: Eukaryota; Metazoa; Chordata; Actinopteri; Syngnathiformes; Syngnathidae
Product: cyclic nucleotide-gated cation channel beta-3-like
Exons: 18
Coding region: 283-2448 (721 amino acids)
Biological process (GO): monoatomic cation transmembrane transport
Cellular component (GO): photoreceptor outer segment; intracellular cyclic nucleotide activated cation channel complex; plasma membrane
Molecular function (GO): protein-containing complex binding; intracellularly cAMP-activated cation channel activity; intracellularly cGMP-activated cation channel activity
Source: RefSeq, a predicted model, not a curated record
UCAAAUAAGUGCUAACUCAACCAAAAGCAGUUAAGCUUUCUUGGGACUGACUGAUGUUAGUGACGACUGAUCUGGUGAUGACUGUGCCAAGAGAAGGGCAGCCUCAGCGGGGGUUAGUCGGGCUAAAGGAAUUAAUUGCGUCAGUCCCUUGUUUGUCAAUGUGAGAGGCAGACAAAACCAGAGUCUCCCAGCCGGGAUUCAUCGACCCACAAAAAAAAGAUUCUGUAAAGAAGAGGAGAACAUCAGCAGAUCUUUUGACAGCAGUCCGUACGCCAUUCUGCCAUGUUCACCAAGUUAAAGGCCUUAGUGGGGGCUCCUGAGCCUCCACCUGCCCAGGCUGCUCCCAUAGCUUCUCCAGCUGCUUCGCCGACAAAGCCUCCUGAAAAGGAGGAGACUGCCCAACCAAAGGCAGAUGCAAAGCAAGAGGAGAAAGGGAAAGAGGAACCGGUAAAAGGAGAGAAGAAAAAAGAUGAGGAAGAAGCCAUAAAAGAGCAACCAAAGCCAGUUCCCGCCCCAGCAGCUCCCGUUGAGCCUGUCAAUAUGGAGGGAGCAGAAGGUGACGAGAAUGCACCUCCUGUGGUCUACUUCCGUCACACAGACGAGACCCUCAGAUGGUUGGUUAAAACGUUUCGGGAACGAACGGCGACGUUCAAAGAGAAAGUCGCCGAUCCGUAUGCCAGUUCUCCCGAAAUCACCCCGCCUGUCACGCCAAUUCUGAAGGAGGAGGAAUACCACAGACUGAAGGAAGAGGAGCGGAUAGCGAGAGAGGAAGCGGAAAAGAAGGCGGCGGAGGAGGCGGCCAAGAAGGCGGAGGAGAAGAAAAAGAAGGAUGAGGAGAAAAGACUGGAGGCGGAGAAAAAAGCAGAGGAGGCCAGAAUAGCACAAGAGGCCCAGAAGAAAGAGAAGCGCUUGGCAGGAGUGUGCUUCACCUGCUUGGAUGUGCUCUUCCGACCUAUCGAAGACAAACUGGAUACUGUCCUGGGAUGCACCAUAGAUCCUUUCACAGAUCGGCGUUACAUCUCUUGGUUGACCCUUGUGGCGGUGGCGUACAACUACAAUAUUUGGUUCUGCUCCGCCCGCUUGGCCUUCCCCUUCCACAAUGACACGGCAAACCGAUACUGGAUCAUUUUGGACAUCCUGAGUGACCUGGUGUAUGUUUUGGACAUGAUGGUUUGGCAGCCUCGGCUUCAGUUUGUCAAAGCGGGCGAUAUUAUUAAAGACAGGGCCCUGACAAAAGAGCAUUAUCGCAAUUCACCUCGUUUUAAGACUGACAUCAUCUGCGUCAUCCCCUUUGACCUUCUCUGCCUGUACUUUCAAUUCUCAACUAUUUACAGACUCAACCGCUUCAUGAAGAUUGAGUCUUUCUUUGAAUUUAGUGAUCGACUUGAGAGCAUCAUGGCCAAAGCCUACAUCUGGAGAGUGGCUCGCACCACGGGCUACCUGCUCUACAGCCUCCACCUCAAUGCCUGCGCAUUCUACGUCGCCUCCGUACACCAGGGCCUUGGCACCACCACGUGGGUCUACAAUGGAAAUGGGACAGCGUACAUCCGAUGCUACUACUUUGCCGUGCGUAGCCUGAUCAACAUCGGCGGGCUACCCGAACCUACAACCAUCUUUGAGAUAGCCUUUCAGAUGACCAACUUUUUCAUUGGUGUUUUUGUGUUCUCCAGCCUGAUUGGCCAGAUGAGAGAUGUUAUUGGAGCAGCAACAGCAGGUCAAACAUAUUUCCGAGCAUCAAUGGAUGGCUGCGUAGCUUACAUGAACACCUACACAAUUCCAAAGUAUGUCCAGAACCGAAUAAGGACCUGGUACAACUACACUUGGGCUGCUCAGGGCAUGCUUGAUGAGUCUGAACUGCUGGAUAAGUUGCCUCUGGUGAUGAAAACUGCCAUCGCAGUGGACAUCAACCUGGCCACCUUCCAGAAGAUUGCUCUCUUCCAGGACUGCGAUCAGCAGAUGUUGGUGGACAUGCUACUGAGGCUCAAGUCCAUUGUUUAUCUUCCCGGUGAUUUUGUCGUGAAGAAAGGUGACAUCGGUAAAGAGAUGUACAUCAUCAAGAGCGGAGCGGUGCAGGUGGUGGGAGGACCUGACAACAGUAUUGUCUUUGUCACGCUGAAGGCCGGCUGUGUGUUUGGAGAGAUCAGUUUGCUGCAGUCUGCCAAAGAUGGAGGGAACAGACGGACGGCAAAUGUCAAAGCGUACGGCUUCGCUAAUCUCUUUGUUUUGGAGAAGAAGGAUUUGUUUGACAUUCUGGUGCACUACCCGGAGUCGCAGAAGGUUCUGGCCAGGAAGGGAAGGAAACUGACCAAGGCCAAACCUCCUCCAGCUGCGAAAGAAGAGGAAAAGCCAAAAGGUCUGGCUGUCUUUGGCCCGAGACCACCCACACCAAAGUUAAUCAAAUUGUUUGCCAACCUUCGCAAUCCUUCGAAUCAACAACAGCCUCGUUGAGCCAGAUUGGGGAGCGAUUCUACUGCAUUGUGGACUCUGAUUUCAACUGAUCGGCGACAGUUAUUGCAUAUUUUUCCCACUGAACAUUCGGCCUCCUCGCUGCCCAUCUUCAAAACCCACCUCAAAACUCACUUGUAUUCUUUGGCAUUAGACUCAGCAUGACUUAGAUUUGUUCUUGGUUUUACUGUUUGGUGCUUUCUACCGUCUUUAUUACCAAUUUGUUUUACUUUUUAUUGUAUAUGUUAAAUUGCUCCAUGUACAGCACUUUGUAUGUAGCGAUGGCUGUUUGAAAGUGCUCUAUAAAUACACUUGGCUUGACUUUAAUGCA